UUUCGAAAAGAUCUUUUAGCGAUCUAAAAGCUGAUGCUGCUUUAAAUUUUUUAAUAUUAAAAAUAAAAAUUUACUAAAUUUAUUUAUUACAAAAAUGAAUGUGGCUGCGUUGUCCUACAUUGUAGUAAUUCAUUAAUUAAAAACUACUCAACGAGCUUUACUAAGAGAACACAUUUUUCAGAAUAAUUUUUAAAGACCUAAUAAAAUCUCUUCAAAAUAAUAUUUAAAAAUUAUCAUUUGUAUGAGAUGCCUUCUAAAAUAGAUUUAGAUUUAGAAUUCUUUCAGUCAUUUAAAUGACAUCUUUUUCGCCGCUAAAAUCCAUGCAUUAAACAUUAAAGAAUUUAUUAAUAUUAUGUUAUAUUCAAGAUUGUCAAACGAACUACUCAAUAUAAAUUUUUGGAGAAUUUUCUUUGAUAAAUAAUAAUGAGUCAAACUUAGACUGACGUGUGAAAAGUAGGAAAGAAGAAAUGCCAUUUUUGGUUAAAGCGACUCUUGGAUUCUUUCUGAUAACGUAAUACUCAUUUAGUAUAUAUUGAAGAGAAGUUGACAAAAGCGACAGACUAAUCGAAAGUUUUUAUCUUGUCAUUUUGUCACCAUAGAGAUUGGAUUAUAAAUCUCUAACAUCGACGUUCCCUGCUGGAACGUUCCUUUCCACUUUAGCGUUUGCUGAAUUGAAGUGACGAUGGUUAAGAUGAAAUUCAAGAUACAUGUUUCGAGUGAGGAGAAUCCAUGGAGCUACAAAGAAGUGCGCAAAGUUAAUAUCGACAGUGAUAUCGCGAGGAAUUUCACGAAUCUGUGUGAGAAGCUGCAAACUAUCAUCUUUCCAGGUCUACAAGGCACGAACUACGGCGUUACCUGGCAAGAUGAAGAGUCUACGAAUAUUACUAUAGCCAAUAAUGAAGAAUGGGAGAUCGCAUUGGAGGAUAUGGCUCGUAUAGCUCAGAAGAAUAAUGCUGACAAAGUCUACAAUCUGUACAUUCGUCUAUCGGAAGAUGCGAUAAAGGCAUGGCCUGGCUGGGGUAAAAGUGACAAGUUCUGACGAAAUAUGAUAGAAUAAGUAAAACAUUAGUUUAGAAAAAAGCUUAAUGCAAACAUUCACAAUUAGCGCACAAAUUAGCACUUUUUUAAAAUUAAGUAUAAUUAAGAAAAAGUGCAAAGUUAAGAAAAAUAUUUAAUUUUUUAAAUU
Messenger RNA from Monomorium pharaonis (pharaoh ant), 1186 nucleotides. RefSeq lists its product as uncharacterized. The record is from RefSeq and is a predicted model, not a curated record. Lineage: Eukaryota; Metazoa; Arthropoda; Insecta; Hymenoptera; Formicidae. The transcript is spliced from 2 exons. Bases 683 to 1039 code for a protein of 118 amino acids. Gene Ontology annotation, molecular function: protein binding.